Molecule: messenger RNA, 738 nt
Organism: Pezoporus flaviventris
Lineage: Eukaryota; Metazoa; Chordata; Aves; Psittaciformes; Psittacidae
Product: proline-rich protein HaeIII subfamily 1-like
Exons: 2
Coding region: 1-738 (245 amino acids)
Source: RefSeq, a predicted model, not a curated record
AUGGCUUCUCCCGGCGCCGCCGCCGCGCCGCCGAACAAAGCCGCGCUCCCCCUCCGCCGCGCUCGGCCCCCCGCGCCCGCCGCCCCCGGCCGCCAGCCCCGCCAAAACGCCGCCCCCGCCGCGAAGGGGCUCCGCGCUCGGCCCCCCAUCGGGCGGCGGGGGGCGGCGGGGCCGGGGCGCGGACGGGAGGCGCCCCCCCCCCCCCCCGGCCCCUGCCUAGCGCAGCGCUCUCUAACAAAGGCUCCCGUGCAGCCAUUAUCGCCGCCGCUACGCUCCUCCGCGUCGCCAGAAAAAGAGUGCGGAGAGCCCCGGGGCGGCCCCCCGGAGCCCGGCCGAGGGCAAGGGGAGGUGGGGAGAGAGAAGCCGGGGCGAAAGCGAAAGUACUGGCGGCGCGGCGCGGGGAAGAAGCGAUGCGGGGCUCCGCCGCGGGCGCAGCCCCGCCGAAGACACCUUCCCGAGCAGGGGAAGAGCGGCAGAGGCAGAGGCGAAGGGAUCGGGGGAGUUUGGAGGCGGCGGCGGCGAGAAAAAAACUGCUUCGCCGGGACCGACGGGCGCAGCGCGCAGGGUUUAUCCCUGUCAGAUGCUAAAGCGACAGCCAUAUUAAUGCAGAAUAAACAGCGGGCACAGCACUGCGCACGGCCAACAACUUUCCCACCGCCGCCAGCCCCACCGAGCCCACCCGGGGAACAGGGGCAAAUAAAAACCGAGGGCGCCGCGCGUUUUGCCGUGCGACAUUAG